Molecule: messenger RNA, 444 nt
Organism: Peronospora matthiolae
Lineage: Eukaryota; Oomycota; Peronosporomycetes; Peronosporales; Peronosporaceae
Source: the annotation of a GenBank genome assembly
AUGUUGGACGUUGAAGACGACAGCUUUCACGUCACACGUGAAGGCUACUCCCAUCUGAGUGACCCAGAAUGGGAGGUAGUCGGUCGCAUGUGUGUACUCGUGGGCGAACCCGCCAUCAGUGGUAUGAUGGAGCCUCUAAGCAGAGACCAGAAAUAUGCUGCUAUCAACAAGUUCCUACAAGGGGAACUUGCCAUCGAAAGACAAAAGAUAGCCUUUCUACACAAGCAAGGCUUUUAUCAGUCGAUGGGUGGGCCGACGCACAUGCGUCGACCCGAAACCUUGAAGAUUGAUAUCUCAAGAUUCAAGGGAACCGAUGAAGAUUCCCUUUUGAGAUGGUUCGUCGAGUUAGACGAUGCCAUUAAGGCCCGUCACAUCGAGGGUGACGAGAUGCAAGUCACCUUUGCCCUGUCAAAUCUGACGGGACGAGCAAGAUUUGGGCCUUAG